This is a messenger RNA of Camelina sativa (false flax), 1521 nucleotides long. NCBI's taxonomy places the organism in Eukaryota, Viridiplantae, Streptophyta, Magnoliopsida, Brassicales, Brassicaceae. The record is from RefSeq and is a predicted model, not a curated record.
AUGCCUCUGGAACACACAGUCUCUAAGCUCCUAAAACUUACUAGUUUUGUCUCUCCAUACAGAUCCUUGAAUUUAAAUCAAUUUAAAGGAACAAUUCCGGCGUCAGUUGGACUGUUAUCAAAUUUAUAUUGGUUUGAUAUAGCUGACAAUCAGAUUGGAGGAAACAUUCCAAUUUCUAAUGGGACUUCACCUGGACUUGACAUGCUUCUUGAACUGCUACAUUUUCAUUUCGGAAAAAACAAGCUUUCAGGUGAAAUCCCCGAAAAACUCUUCAGCUCUAACAUGACUUUGAUCCAUAUGCUAUUUGAUGGAAACCAAUUCACGGGCAAAAUCCCGGACAGCCUCAGCCUUGUUAAAUCAUUGGCAGUGUUACGUCUCGACAGAAAUAAACUAAGUGGAGAUAUUCCUUCGAGUCUUAAUAAUCUGACAAAUCUUAACGAAUUAUACUUGGCCAACAACAGAUUAACUGGCAGUCUUCCAAAUUUAGCCAGUUAUAACAGUCUCUACACAUUAUAUGUGAGCAAUAAUACUCUGGAAUUCUCAGUCAUUCCAUCAUGGCUUUCGUCGUUACGCUUCCUAUCAACAUUAAGGAUGGAAGGGAUACAACUUGAAGGUCCAAUACCAAUCUUCCUUUUUAGCCCUACUGAACUACAAACUAUUAACCUAAAGCGCAAUGGUAUAAACGAAACAUUGGACUUUGGUACCAAUUAUAGCGAGCAGUUGGAGUUUGUGGAUUUGCAAAGUAAUGACAUAACCCAUUAUAGACCAACAUCUAGUAAACGCAUCCAAGUAUUAUUAGCAAAUAAUCCGGUGUGCAUGGAGUUGGGGAACGAACCGAGUUACUGCUCAAUUGUCAAACAUAAUUCUUCCUUUUCAACUCUCCCAUUGAAUUGUGCUCCAUGUGUUAUGAACAAGACAACGAGUCCCACGUGCCAAUGUGUGUAUCCAAUCACAGGAACACUCUUCUUCAGAUCUCCUUCAUUCUCAGGGUUUUUCAACUCCACCAACUUCAUGAAUCUUCAGCAGGGAAUGGUAGAGUUCUUUAAGAAGUUCGUUUAUCCGGUUGAGUCGGUGGCUAUCAGAAACAUAAGAGAGGAUACAACUGAUCGUCAGCUUCUAAUAGAUCUCUUGGUCUUCCCAUUGGGAAAAAUUAGUUUUAAUCAAACAGAAAUGGCAAUUCUUGGUUUUGCGUUUAGCAACCAGACUUACAAGCCUCCCAAGAUAUUUGGUCCUUACAUUUUUCAAGCCAAUCCGUACAGUUACUUCUCGGAUGUUGGAGGUGCUUCAGAAGUAGGAAAGUCCAAGUCACUAAGCACCGGUGGUAUCGUCGGAAUAGUAUUCGGUGCUGUUGGGCUGCUGUUGUUAAUUGCAUUUGGGAUAUGGAUUUCUCCUUGUUGUAAAAAAAGAGAGCAGAAGAACAAAGGAAAGGGAGCAAGUGAUCGAAUUAAUCAUCAACAAGUCCGCGUUACAGAGACUGAGACAGAAACCGUUCGGGUAAAAUCCCGCAUUACAGAGUUAUAA